Molecule: messenger RNA, 1464 nt
Organism: Gloeophyllum trabeum ATCC 11539
Lineage: Eukaryota; Fungi; Basidiomycota; Agaricomycetes; Gloeophyllales; Gloeophyllaceae
Exons: 6
Coding region: 1-1464 (487 amino acids)
Source: RefSeq, a predicted model, not a curated record
AUGGACAUAAAUCCGAACGCAUAUUCGUGGCAUCAGUCUCAUGACCAGGCCACGGUCUUGAUUGUGGUUCCCUACGAAAUUACGGAUGAUGAUAUCCUGUUCAUCGUUGACGGACACCACCUUGCCGCAGGCGUGCACGGGCAUGCGCCCAUGGUAAAAGGUCACUUGUAUGGCCAGAUUGAUACUACCUCUUCCACUUGGCAGUUGGAGCCUCGACCCUCAGCGUCCUCCAGAAGAGAGAGAACAAUCUCAACCGUGUCGACAGCAUCCACGCAGUCCUCUUAUGCUGUCAUCUCUGACCCAGAGUAUUCUAGCAGUGCUGUGACAGGCGCUGAGAGUGCGCAGUCUUCAGAUAUCGAAGACGUCUCUGGCUUUUCUUCUUUAUCUUCGCCUAUGUACCCUUCCUCCGAGGACCACCGCGCGUUUUCAUCUCCGCCAGGUCGCAGGACGCGUCUGGAUAGUCCGGCGCCACGUUCGCCCCAAUUACGACCAUCAAUGAGCGUGACGUCGUCUAUGUCUUCGCUCGAAUCAUUGCAUACUUCUCGAUCCGGCCGACUGCUCACUUUGCAUCUGGAAAAGGUGGAGUCUGCCUUAUGGCCAUGCUUGAUUUCAGGGCCCGCUCCGGAGGGCUUUGCCCGUCAUGCACUGGGCCCGCUUCCAUUGGAUCGAGAUAUAGAACUCAAGUACAAUAUGGACCCAACUAGCCUCAUGCUUGUUGGAUCUGAGCUCCUCGACCUGCGGGACAAUAAAGAGGAGGCCUUCGAAUACUUCCAGCGUGCUUGGGUCCUAGGGAGACUGCCCACCGCUGCUCUCAGACUCGUCACUCAGUAUAUUCCAGCACAACCUGGCAUUCCAGCAGCCGACCUCGAUGUAUCGGAUUCGCAUGGGACUCUAGGUUAUUACUCCAGGCGUCUGGGAGGCCCCACGGGCCUCUCUGAGGUGUACCUUGCAGCUGGAUUCCUCCACCUGGAAGGAACUGCUUCCAGGCUACUCUCCUCGCCUUGGUCUCCCCUAUCGUCUAUCCGGUUAUCCUCAGAGGGAAUACUGUCACACCACGGUGCUUCCGAUACCGAAGCGUGGCACCGCGACCGUGAAGCAGCGGAGGCUUAUUUCGCCCUUGCCAAAGCUCUCGAUCCAACACUCGAUGUACCUUCAAUAUGGAGGGACACCGCAGAAAGCCCUUCACGAGCAUGUCCUAACUCCGCUGUAGAACUGACUUCAAUCGACAUCGCAUUGGCAGAAGCACCAGGAGGCACUUUGGAUUCUGUGUCUGAGGGCUCUGCAUUGCGGAGAAGGAGCAGGCGAGGAACGAUCAUGCCUGCAGCCGAGGCUGCGGCCCGCGCAAACGAUGAUAGUACGUGGUAUUUGUAUGUACCAGGUCUCGUGGGAGCUGGGACCGCACUGCUCCUCGUCGGCGUCAUAGGUGCACUCAGCUUCUCCUGGAAGAAGAAUCAGAGCUCUUAG